UCAACCUUGUCAACUUCAUAGGAUUGCCGUAAACAUAUCUGUCAUUGUAAAUUUAGAAUUGUAGUGGGAAGGAAUUGUCAUUUCUCGUCAUUUCAUAAGUUGAUUCGGCGUCAAAAGCUACAAAUUACAUUUGGGGACAUAAAGUGUAUUUGCUCAUUUGUGAAUAGAGAAGUGCGUUUGGAAUAAAUUAAAGACAUACAGAUUGCAUUAAAAAGAGAUACAUGUUGAUUUGCGUUGUAAAAUGAUUCAAACCAAAAACGAAUACUGGGCGUUUGCGUCAAGUGCAGCUUGCGCGCGGGUAUGGUAUUGUUUCAUUUCCGGUAGAUGGGAACUCCAUCAAUCAUCAUAUGUUUGUGCCGUUAAAAAGUGCUGGAUGUCAAAAGCGUAGAAAUUUUUCGGAUUGCGAAUUCCUCUUGUCGUUUUAGGUCGUUAACUUGUGAAAAGUUUUUAGCGCCGGUAUCACCGAGCUUAUUAACAGAAGCUGUUGUAGUUUGAUCGACACGGUAUCAUGCUAAUUAUCGUUGUGUAGUUAACCUUUCUAAUUUUGACGUGGAUUUGUCGUUGGAUACGUCUUCUAUCAAAAUUGGUCAUCAUACUACGUACAUUAAUUAUACCGCUGUAAUGCGUUCUGCAAUGAAUAGAGCCUGAUGUGAAGAAUAACAAUAAUAUAAUUCUUUGAGAGUGUGUGUGUGUGACAAUAGUUUAUUUUCCACUGCUGUUAGAUUUAAUCAUUGGUGCUUACAUCAUAUAUGGCCAAAAUGAAUAGAAGGCCUAAUACUGCAACUGCCAGAUUAAAGCAAGACUAUCUUCGAUUGAAAAAGGAUCCUGUUCCUUACGUUGUCGCCGAACCUGUACCUUCAAAUAUCCUGGAAUGGCACUAUGUUGUUAAUGGCCCAGAAAACACACCUUACGAAGGUGGAUUUUAUCAUGGAAAGCUUGUAUUCCCAAGGGAAUUCCCUUUCAAGCCACCGAGUAUAUACAUGACGACUCCAAAUGGCCGAUUCAAAGUCAAUACGAGACUUUGCCUCUCCAUAUCUGAUUUUCACCCAGACACCUGGAACCCGGCAUGGAGUGUAUCUACUAUAUUGACCGGUCUCCUCAGUUUCAUGAUCGAAACGAGUCCAACACUGGGUAGCAUAGAAACACCAGACCAUGAAAAAAGGUUAUUGGCGUCACAGAGCCUCGAGUAUAAUCUCAAGGACACAGUAUUUUGUGAACUGUUUCCUGACACUGUCACGUCCAUCAAAGCAGAACUGGAGCAUCGUAAAGAAUUAGAGAAGCAAGCUAGGCAUCAAUCAACAGCGUCUGAAGUAGCUUCUCUAAUUAGAGAUCAAUUUCAACGGGAACAGAGCCCGUUUCAAAGCGCACUCACUAACCUAGUUGUUAUCAUAGGUUUUGCCGCAUUUGCCUUUACUGUGAAGUAUGUUUUGAGAAGCAUUGCUGCUGAGUAGAAUUAAUUGUAGCUCUACCAUAGACACAGUGUUCUAUACUACUAAAAAUUUAUAAAGAACGUUCACCUUGCAUGCAGUCCCUUACAAACACUAGGAGCUUCGAAAGAUCUGAGAUCGAACAGCGGGCCAAGCAGACAUAGGUCAUUCUUCGUUAUUUCUGAAUAGAUCUGAAAGAAGAUUAUCACGCAGUGUGGAAAAGGAUUAUUUUAUCGAUGAACAUAGUUCCACGGUCAGAGUUUCAAUAAGUUUUAUCAUUCGUUCCUUAAAUGAAUAUGUUUUGUUUUCAUGUGUAUAUUUUCUGUUUUCAAUAAUUAUAUGCGUUCACAUAUCGGCGGAUGUUUUAAUUACAUUUAACGUCGAACUUCCAGACAUUCAGUCACAAUAAUUAUUAACGUGUGUUGGCAAUAAAUCGUGGGUGUGAUACAAAAUCAGGGCAUAGUUUUGCUCGGCCAAAGCCUUUUAAUAUUCGUCAUGUGGAAGAUUGAAAAGCACCCUGAAUCAGGGAUAUAAUUAACGUACAGGAGUUACACUUACCGAUCUUGCUACUGCAUCAAAUAUGAAAGGAAAGUUAACAGUAAAAUUGGCAGAUGAAUGUAUUUCACCUUGGUAUGAAAAGAGCUAACAUCACCUCAAUAUUUUUAGGGUCGUACUAGGAAAUUUACGUGUGAUAAUGCCUAUCAAAGAUAAGCAUUCUAGUGCUGCUGCGGUACAAAAAACACUCGCUUAGCUGUCACCAUCAACGAUAUACAGAUGAUAUUGAUUUAAUAUAUCGAUGCAUCGAUAUAAUAAUAGAUCUAAUAGCCUAUUCUAAAACUAGAAUGAAUAAUGAUUAACAAUAUUAUCAUACUACAUGUAAAACUUGUACGAAACGUAUAAUAGCUUAUUAGAUAGAAUUUUCGGAACGAUAUAUAUUUGGGUUGAAGAAAGUUAUCGGGGAUCUGAUAUUUUUUUUAAUCAAAUCGAUGAUCAAAAUUUUUGUACUUGGGAAUUUGUCAAUUAUUCAAUCGCAUCUGUGCAUCAGUAUAUUAUUCAAACGAAGUAAAUGGUAUAGCUGGAAUCUUUGAAUUCGGAUUUUAAAGAGGAAAACGUUAAACGUUUUAAUGUAAAUAUAAAAUACUCGAGUGUUUAGUGGAAGUUCUUCAGAUUUAAAAUAUGAUUUGCUAAAAGUACGGAAGUUUCGAAUGACGUUUACCUGUAUUUUUAUAUAUUUUGUUUUCUUAACAAAUUCAUAACACUAAAAGAACAACGGAAUACCUUUAAGAAUUACAAUUUCCAACCCUUCCCUUCUGUAGCGAUCCCUGAGCGCUCAUAUACUGUAUGUACGCAUAUGUUACGAUCAUAUCCCGUUGGUGUAUAAUCGUCGCCACUAUUUAGGCUUUAAUUUGUAAAUGGGAACUAUUUUAACUAAUAUAAUGAUGUCAAUACCAUGUACGUUACUGCUGUAAUACUGUGAAAUACAUUAUUUGCUUAGAAAAA
Messenger RNA from Athalia rosae (coleseed sawfly), 2927 nucleotides. RefSeq names its product ubiquitin-conjugating enzyme E2 J2. Lineage: Eukaryota; Metazoa; Arthropoda; Insecta; Hymenoptera; Athaliidae. The record is from RefSeq and is a predicted model, not a curated record. Bases 750 to 1451 code for a protein of 233 amino acids. The transcript is spliced from 4 exons.